GACAGUCUCGCGCGCGGGACGCCUGGGCGCCAUUUUGAGCUCCCUCCUGACAGGAGCAGGCUAGUGAAGAAAACUAGCCGAUAAACCCAGCACGUUUAGUGUUUAGUAUGUCGUUAAAAGUGUCUGCUGGUAGUUUAACUAGCUAGCACUGUAUUCCAGUCGUUUACUGAGUGACUCGAGCUGUUUGAAAUAAAUGUUAGCUGAAAAUUUAGCUUAAAAACAGCUCUGCUAACUGGUUAGCUUCGUGGCUAAAUCUUAACAGUUAAAUAAAUUGCUCGACUCGGAGCGUUCUCUCAGAAUAAAAACACUCUCACUGUUAUUGGUAUUUAAUAUUCACAUGGAUUUGAUUUGUCACGAAGACACGCUCGAGGCCGCCCCAAAGCACAGGCUGGUUCGGGCGGUCCGUGACCCGGUUCUGGUGGAGGAUGGCCGGGUUUGGAGAAACCUGACGAGUUUAGAGAAAAGAUACGCGCUGUCUGAGUCUUAUUUCGGCUCCGUACAGACUGAGGUGCAGCCGUACAUGAGGAGAAUCCUCACAGGCUGGAUGUUACAGGUGUGUGAGGAGCAGAGGUGCGAGGAGGAAGUCUUCCCGUUAUCAGUUCAGUACCUGGACAGGUACAUGGCUCAGUGCGAAAUGUCCACGUCCAGUCUGCAGCUGCUCGGCUCCACCUGCAUGUUCCUGGCCUCCAAACUCAGAGACUCGGUUCCUCUGAGCGCUGUGGAUCUCUGCAUCUACACCGACAGCGCCUUCUCCCUUACACAGCUACUGCAGUGGGAGUUACUGGUGGUGUCAAGGCUAAACUGGGAUUUGGCCUCAGUGCUGCCUUCUGACUUCCUAGAGACGCUACUGCAGGGACUUCCCAUAAUUCCUUCUGACCCCUCUGCCCUGCGCAAACACACACACACGUACAUCGCUCUAGCUGCUACAGAGUUUACAUUUUCAACCUAUCUGCCCUCCGUUAUCGCCUGUAGCUGUGUGGCUGCUGCAGCUCGGCGUCUGAACCUGCUGGAUAGAAUGCUGUCUUGCGACACACUCCUGCAGCUCAUGGCUAGCCUCUUAGACACUAACCUGGUGUCUCUCUGUAACUGUUACUCCGCCUUGGAGGAGACUCUGAAGGUCACUCUGCCCCCAGACCCGGCCCGGUGCACUUCGCACUCACCUGUUACCACUCCUGAAGUCAAACAGUCCCCUCCGAGCCAUACAGAACCCUGUCUGGUGGAUCACACUUUAGCUCACUAGCAGGACGUCCAAACUAAAGAGAUCAGCAGCACACGUGUUACAUUCAUACACAGACACAUGCACAGGUUAGUUCUGGUGACUAGAUCAUACCAGCUGUUUAAUAUACAUGUUCAAAUAUUCAGUUAAAUCAAAUAACGUUUAUGACAUUAGGUUACUUAUUAAAGGGUGGGGAUGGAAUUAAUUCUCAUUAUAUUACUACUACAAAGUGUCUGGUUUAGGAUUAAAAUAUACUUUUAUUAGUACAAAUAGACUUUAAUCAGGAGUGUCAGUCCUAAGCUGCACAUUCAGAAAAUUCUCUGCUUUUUAAUUUCCCUGUUCCUCAUUCCCCUUUAACACACCAUGACUGUAGCUAAGUUAACUAAAACGCUGCUUUUCAGUUCUGGGGUUCAGAAAGCUUUAGGUUCACUAAGAUGCAUUUGUAUAUAUGUAUAAUGUGUCUUGUUUCAAAUGUUCCUAGUGUUCCUAGUGUGUGUGUGUGUGUGUGUGUUUUAAACUGCCUGCGUGGCACAUUUCCUUCAAGUUUUGUAUAUCUUUGCACAGGGUUUGCAUUUCUUAUUUGUCCUUGGCACACUGCACCAACGCUGCUUUCCAAAUGUCGCUAUGAGAGGGUUAAAGUGAAACCUGAAU
Molecule: messenger RNA, 1867 nt
Organism: Clarias gariepinus (North African catfish)
Lineage: Eukaryota; Metazoa; Chordata; Actinopteri; Siluriformes; Clariidae
Gene: ccnd3
Product: cyclin D3
Exons: 5
Coding region: 338-1240 (300 amino acids)
Biological process (GO): positive regulation of G1/S transition of mitotic cell cycle; mitotic cell cycle phase transition; regulation of cyclin-dependent protein serine/threonine kinase activity
Cellular component (GO): cyclin-dependent protein kinase holoenzyme complex; cytoplasm; nucleus
Molecular function (GO): cyclin-dependent protein serine/threonine kinase regulator activity
Source: RefSeq, a predicted model, not a curated record